AUUGUAUUGUUUUUAGGCUGGAUUAAGACCAAUCUGUGAAUUCAUGACAUUCAACUUUUCAUUGCAAGCUAUUGAUCAUGUUAUUAAUUCUGCUGCAAAAACUUUUUAUAUGUCUGCUGGCAUGGUAAAUGUACCAAUUGUGUUCAGAGGACCUAAUGGAGCAGCAUCUGGUGUGGCUGCUCAACAUUCUCAAUGUUUUGGAGCUUGGUACAGUCAAUGUCCAGGUUUAAAAGUUAUUUCACCGUACAAUUCUGAGGAUGCUAGAGGAUUGUUAAAAGCAGCAAUAAGAGAUCCAGAUCCAGUUGUGUUCUUAGAGAAUGAAUUAUUAUAUGGUAACCAAUAUCCUAUAACAGAUGAAGUAUUGGAAAAAGAUUUUGUGUUACCUAUUGGAAAAGCAAAAAUUGAAAGAAAAGGUGACCAUAUUACAUUCGUAGCACACUCCAAAGGAGUUGAGUUAGCUUUGGAUGCAGCAAAAGAGUUAUCUUCGGUUGGAAUUGAAGCAGAAGUUAUAAAUUUACGUUCAUUAAGACCACUUGAUAUUAAUACAAUUAUACAGUCAGUGGUUCGGACAAAUCAUAUUAUAUCUAUAGAACAAGGAUGGCCAUAUGCUGGUAUUGGAUCAGAAAUAUCAGCUCAAAUAAUGGAGAGCGAGGCUUUCUAUCACUUAGACGCACCAGUUAUUAGAGUAACAGGUGCAGAUGUUCCAAUGCCAUACACCAAAUCAUUAGAAAUUGCUGCAUUGCCACAAACAAAUAAUAUUGUGGAUGCUGCUAAAAAGUUAUUAGGUGUUUAAACCUUACUCAAAUCUAUUAUAUUCAUAUAACAAACAAAAUCUGAUUUAAUAUUUAGGUGCAAUUUGGCCUACUCAAUUUAAUUAAAAA
Messenger RNA from Melanaphis sacchari, 881 nucleotides. Its product is annotated as pyruvate dehydrogenase E1 component subunit beta, mitochondrial-like. Gene Ontology annotation, molecular function: pyruvate dehydrogenase (acetyl-transferring) activity. The transcript has 5 exons. Gene Ontology annotation, biological process: pyruvate decarboxylation to acetyl-CoA. The record is from RefSeq and is a predicted model, not a curated record. Bases 44 to 793 code for a protein of 249 amino acids. Lineage: Eukaryota; Metazoa; Arthropoda; Insecta; Hemiptera; Aphididae.